Knipowitschia caucasica is the source of this 1725-nucleotide messenger RNA. NCBI's taxonomy places the organism in Eukaryota, Metazoa, Chordata, Actinopteri, Gobiiformes, Gobiidae. The record is from the annotation of a GenBank genome assembly.
AUGAUGGCGGAUGGUCUGUCCUCCGGGUCCUCCGGUCUGAGCGAGGACAGGGAAAAGGAGAAAGAGGAGCGACUCAGGAGCCGCACACACGCCCGCACUGAGCCCACCACAGCCAAGGACGGCCUCACGGACACUCUGGGCUUUACGCACAACAUUGGGGACAGUAAAGCUAAAGGCAACCUCUCAGACCUUUCACUGCUGAGGUUCAUCACCACAGAGCUGACCAGAGGCUACUUCCUGGAGCACAAUGAGGCCAAAUACACAGAGCGACGAGAGAAGGUCUACACCUGCCUCCGUAUCCCCAAGGAGCUGGAGAAGUUGAUGACGUUUGGCUUCUUCCUGUGUCUGGAUGCUUUUCUCUAUGUGUUCACACUGCUGCCCCUCAGGGUGAUUCUGGCCCUUUUACGGCUCGUCACGGUGCCGUGCUGUGGUCUCAGUGGUUCCCGACUGCUGCAGCCAGCUCAGGUGUGUGACGUGCUCAAAGGCUUCAUCAUGGUGUUGUGUUACUCCAUGAUGAGUUACGUGGACUAUGCCAUGAUGUACCACCUCAUACGGGGCCAGUCCGUCAUCAAGCUCUACAUCAUCUACAACAUGCUGGAGGUUGCAGAUCGCCUGUUCUCCUCCUUCGGCCAGGACAUUUUGGAUGCGUUGUACUGGACCGCCACAGAGCCAAAAGAAAAGAAGCGUGCGCACAUAGGCGUCAUUCCACACUUUUUCAUGGCGGUGCUCUAUGUCUUUCUCCACGCCAUCCUCAUUAUGGUUCAAGCUACCACACUCAACGUAGCCUUCAACUCCCACAACAAGUCUCUAUUGACCAUAAUGAUGUCAAACAACUUUGUGGAAAUCAAGGGAAGUGUGUUCAAGAAGUUUGAGAAGAACAACCUUUUUCAAAUGUCAAAUAGUGACAUAAAAGAGAGGUUCACAAAUUACAUCCUCCUGCUCAUUGUGUGUCUGAGAAACAUGGAGCAGUUCUCAUGGAACCCUGACCACUUAUGGGUGCUGUUUCCUGAUGUGGUUAUGGUGAUAGCCUCUGAGGUUGCAGUAGAUGUGGUUAAGCAUGCCUUUAUCACCAAAUUCAAUGAUAUCAGUGCAGAUGUCUAUGGUGAAUACCGGGCAAGCCUUGCUUUUGAUCUUGUGAGCAGUCGUCAGAAAAAUGCCUAUACCGACUAUAGUGACUCUGUGUCCAGACGGAUGGGCUUCAUUCCUCUGCCUUUAGCGUUGUUGUUGAUUCGAGUGGUAACGAGUUCAGUGAAGAUCCAGGGGUCACUCUCCUUUAUGUGUGUUCUUCUCUUCUAUUUGGGGAUGAUCACUCUGAAGGUACUCAACAGCAUUGUGCUGCUGGGGACUUCCUGUGUGUUCGUAAAGGCGGCAAAUAUGGAAGAAAAACUUUCUGACCCCCCUCCAUCUGCAGUCUCCAGUCGAGCCAACUCCAGAGCCCACAGAGUCAAACUCACUCACACCUUACCCCAACAGGAAGCUGCAGCAGAUCGAGGGGGCAUCAAACUGUCUUCUGUCAGCCCGCCUCUGCCCCACCAGGCCAACAGCUCCACUCCCAUCAUCCCUACAAGUAACUCUGACACAUUCCUCACUACACCUGAUGAAGACGACGAGAACAAAAUCAUCAACACGGACACUGGCCUAGGAGAUGACAUGAGGCCCAAAACGCCAAAGAAAGAUUUGCUGGAGAUCGACCGCUUUACCAUAUGUGGCAACCGAAUAGACUAA